Molecule: messenger RNA, 2888 nt
Organism: Alosa sapidissima (American shad)
Lineage: Eukaryota; Metazoa; Chordata; Actinopteri; Clupeiformes; Clupeidae
Product: multiple epidermal growth factor-like domains protein 9
Exons: 6
Coding region: 273-2045 (590 amino acids)
Biological process (GO): axon guidance
Cellular component (GO): basement membrane
Molecular function (GO): extracellular matrix structural constituent
Source: RefSeq, a predicted model, not a curated record
ACACACCAGGCAAGUGCGUUGAGCCCUCCCACCAUUUCAAUUGGUUAUGGGUAAUGUCAUUCUAGCGAGUGCUCUUCUUACGGGAGAUGGAAUUGGACCAAACACCUUGCAGUAGCUUCUUGUCCAUUCAGAAAAGAGGCUGUCGGCGCAGACAUGGUGGAGUAGGCUGCAUCACUGAAGGACUAUGCCCGAAUAACAUCUGGUUUAAAAUAAGAUAGUGGAUACUGGAAUAUCGAAGGACGGAGUUUACUUCAUGGAGAGCUGAUACUAACAUGUGGUGGUUUCCCUUAAUUAUGUUUACAUCUCCGACGUUUCCAUUCAUCUUAUUUGUAUGUAUCGGGUUAUCUGAGGCGGCACCACGCAUAAUUUCCAACGAUGCGUUGUCUAUCACACGAAAUAAUCGUGAAGUCUCCGACACCGUUUUGGGGCGACUGAACCUUAGCAAUCGGACCUAUCUAUCUGAUGCGAAUUCAGGACGUUUUAGAUUUUCCGGGCUCACCCCAGCCCCUACCAUAUUAUCUACUGAUUCAUCGUCGUCACAUGUCGCCAGGACAACAGUUACUACCGUUGAGCCCCCAACCACAGACCCCACCACCCCAUCAGUCUCAGUUACCUCGACGGUAGCUGAUCUACCUGCCGUCUUUGACCGACAAAUAUCUGACCGGAGAUCAGCUGACUCUGUGCCCUCUCUUGCACCACAAUCAAAAACACUGCAGAAGUCGCAGGAAAACAGUGACAGGUCUCCACUUCUACCUGCAUCGGAAAAUUCUCAAGAGCUGGUGUGUAACUGCAGCGGUGAGGGCGUGCAUGACCCCGAGGACUGUGACCCCUCCACGGGCCAGUGCCUGUGCCUGCCGGGCUACGCCGGUCUGCAAUGCGAGGAGUGCGAGGAGGCCCACUUCACUAACGGCACCAGCGGCUGCCUGCCCUGCGGCUGUGACUCGUUCGGCGCCAUCAACGAGUUGUGUGACAGCUCUGGGACGUGCGUGUGUAAGACCGGCGUGUACGGGCCCAAGUGUGACGACUGCCACCCAGGCUUCUUCCACUUCAGCAGCUCGGGAUGCCAGCCGUGCGAGUGCAACAACCACACCGUGGACUGCCACCCCCAGUCAGGUGGCUGUCUGGACUGCCAGGGGAACACUCAGGGCCAAAACUGUGAGGAAUGUGUGCCUGGCUUCUACCGCCGACCCGGGGAGGGGGUGAGGCACGCCUGCAUUCCCUGCCCCUGCUCUAACCUCACCUCUUCUGGAAGCUGCCACCUCGACUUUGCCGGGCAGACAGUGUGUGACAAGUGUAAGGCUGGAUUCGGCGGCGGCACCUGUGAUAUCUGCCGCGAUGGCUACUACCGCUCGGGAGGGGUUUGUGUUCGCUGCGAGUGCAACGGGAACGCAGAUGCCCGCUCCGCGCCACGCCUGUGCCACCCUGACACUGGACACUGCCUGAGCUGUGCCAACAACACAGCUGGGCAGCACUGCGAGCUCUGCGCCCCCGGCUAUGUUGGCAAUGCCCGCACACACAACUGCACUCUCAGGGCUCGAGUUCUUCCUGGCCCAGAGUUGACAACCAAACCGAGCCCCCCACUUCCUGCUGCCACCUCCAGCCCCCCACAGCCCAGCUCCAGCAGCAGAGACCCAGCCCCCCCUCCUGCCUCCUCCACCACCACCAGAACCACCACCAUGGCCCAGGCCCUGCUCCCCAGCCUGGCGGCCCCGACCCGCAACUCCACGGCGGCCGCGCUCACCGUCGUCUCCUGGACGCAGUUCAACGUGGUGGUGCUGGCGGUUAUCAUCGCCGUGGUGGUGCUCCUCAUGGGCUUCGUGGCCGGUGUCUACACGUAUCGCGAGUACCGCAACCGCAAGCUCAACGCGCCCUUCUGGACCAUCGAGCUCAAGGAAGACAACAUCAGUUUCAGCAGCUACCACGACAGCAUCCCCAACGCUGACCCGGCGGGACUCCUGGAGGAGGACCCGUGUCCAGUCGCACCCAACGGCCAACUUGCGCUCACCACUACCACCACCGUGCCCAACAUGUACACCAAGGCAUGAGGCGGCAGCAAGCUGGAGAUGGGCUGUACAGAAACCACUACUCCAACCCCCUCCUCGUUGAGAGAGAGAGAGAAAAAAAAUGAGAAAUGAGAACCCGAAUGAAGAGACAAAAACUCAGCUGAUGGUCAAUCAGCCCUGACGUUGAGAAAGGCUUUUGCUCAAUGCUAACGCUAGUUCUUCACAAGUGCUUCCGUCUUCCGUGUGUACACGAGUGUGAGAACGAAAGACUUGGGAAGGGGCUUGCACCCGAUUGGUCAUUAUGUGUACAAGCACACACCCCGAGAUGUAAAGGGAAUGCUGGUGCUCAAGGGAGUUUGUCACUGUAAUCACGUGCAUAACACAUGUGCAGCUUUCAGUGACCUCUCAUGACCUGAAGGAAUUUUGACUCAGCCAGUUGUCCUUCCUAUGUCAUCAGAACAUCCAGGAAUAACGGAAAAAGCUUCAGCAAUGUUGGACACUCAAGCAGCUUGUCAGGGGUCAAACCUUUUGUCCUUCAUAUUUCUAAAUGUGUGUGUGUGUGUGUUUAGGGGUGGGGGGGUAGUCCUGCCUCUUUCAAAACACGAACCUAUUCUGCCUGAUAUCUCAUAUCUGCAAUACGGGACAGGACUGGGGUCAGGUUUGGGGUGGGAGAUACUCCCAAUGCAGACAUAGACACCAAACACCAAAGCAUGGCUUCUCCACCUCCUGCACAUACGCUAAUAACCGGCUCAGGAACUGUUCUGGCCAGGAUCUGGCCCAAGUCCGAUUUGCCAGGCCGGAUGGGAUCCCCCCCAGUACCUUGUAAAUGUAAAUGUAAAUCAGGUUUCUCGGCCAAGUAUACUUACGUAUACAAGGAAUUUGGUC